Messenger RNA from Amphimedon queenslandica, 762 nucleotides. Its product is annotated as RNA-binding protein Musashi homolog 2-like. NCBI's taxonomy places the organism in Eukaryota, Metazoa, Porifera, Demospongiae, Haplosclerida, Niphatidae. The transcript has 6 exons. The annotation marks the transcript as partial. Gene Ontology annotation, cellular component: cytoplasm. The record is from RefSeq and is a predicted model, not a curated record. Gene Ontology annotation, molecular function: mRNA binding. Gene Ontology annotation, biological process: regulation of translation.
AUUCGUAGAAUAUUUGUUGGCGGUUUAAGUUCUGACACUGAUGAAGAUGACAUGAAAGAAUUCUUUGAAGUAUUCGGACCAGUUGAAGAGGUUCAGUUGAUGUACGAUAAACAUACUAACAGACACAGAGGUUUUGGGUUUGUUACAUUUGAGAAGGUUGGACCAGCUGCUAAAGUUUGCAGUAUCCAGUUUCAUGACUUGAAGAAGAAGAGAGUUGAGGUGAAGGUGGCUCAGACUAAAGAGGCUUUGGCUCAUCAAGCUGAUAAAGCUAGAGCAGCUGUUUCUUAUAACCAGCACAACUAUGCUGCAGGUAGUCCAGCUGCCUUCAAUUACUCACCUACUUACCCAUCCUUCUUCCCUCACUAUCCAAUGGCCUAUUAUGGAGGUUACGGGUACCCCAGCGAUCAUCAUUUGCCUUCUCCUCCAUUUUAUCCCUCUGGUUAUAACGGAGGCCCAAUGCCUUUCUUUGUAAGAGGAGCAGGUGGAAUCCCUGAACACUCACCGCCACUGCCUCUGUCAUCACCAGAUUACCUUUCUGAUCACUUUCAAGGUUUGGCCAUCAUCAGUAAUCCGUUCAUGUCCCCAACUGGUUCCCCUCCCCACGGGUUCCCUGUGCCUCCUUCAAGUUACUUAAAUGGCGGAAAUGUGGUUGAAGGAAGCUACUCUCCACCUACUGGCCUCUCGCCUAAGGACGCUGCCAACGGGUCACCAGUGAAUGGAUAUACACAGGUACGCUGGUACAUGUAAUACACUGGUAUACUG